Molecule: messenger RNA, 968 nt
Organism: Lytechinus variegatus (green sea urchin)
Lineage: Eukaryota; Metazoa; Echinodermata; Echinoidea; Temnopleuroida; Toxopneustidae
Product: bromodomain-containing protein 4-like
Exons: 4
Coding region: 210-938 (242 amino acids)
Cellular component (GO): membrane
Source: RefSeq, a predicted model, not a curated record
UAAUAUUCAAGUCGUCGUUCUUGAGUAAGAUGGAGUUGCAUGGUUUGUUUCCAAAACUAUUACUUGAGCCGCAACUUCUAAUCGCAAAUGAUUGCUGGUUCCUUACCUGAAGACGUUUCACAAAUGUUGUUUACUUUGAAAGAACUCGGAUGUAUCGUUCUCACUGGCAAUCACCAUUAAUUUCAUGAAGAGGUAUACAUGGUAAUAGAAUGGCAACGAUACCAGAGGAAGAGCCACACCCACUUGCCCCUACACCAACCCCACAACCACCACCACCACCACCACCACCUGAACCCGAAUUACCCCCGUACGCCAGAGUCGAUCCUAACAAGACCCCAACGCGUCCCGACUUGGGAUCUCCUCCACCGUAUGCAAGUGUGGUACCUGAAACAUACACGAACAAUGCAUACGAAGGUGAAGGUCGAUGUAAUUAUUAUCAAGGUCAUCCACAAGGUCAAGGUCAUUCUCAAGGUCAACCUCAAUGUCAUGGACACUCUCACAGAGGACCACCGUUUCCUAGAUAUCAUCAUCAUCCGCACAGACAUGGCUGGAUGGACCAAUCCGAGGCCAUGCACGAUCUCGACGUCGACCACGGAUUGUCGACGUCAUUCCAACAAUACAAUCACUGCUCCUACGAUGGCAUCAAUAUGUCAUAUCCGCCACACGUGACGAUUAUCCGUGACAGCCAAGUCGGUGCGCCGGUUAAUGUGAACUGCUUAUUCGGUUUCGGAUCUUUCAUUCUCUGUUGCUGCUGCGUGCCGUUUGGAAUAGCAGCACUCAUCAAAGCAGUAGAGGCUCGAAACAGACUUUUAGCCGGGGACGCCGCCGGGGCCAGGAGAGCUGCGACAUCGUCGAGAAUGUGGGCUGGAUCGGGGCUACUGAUUGGUGCAGUGUUCCAGCUCUCACUUGUAUUCUACAUAUUUUAUCAUAAUACAUAAACACUGUAAAAACUGCAGUGUUAAAACUGA